Aspergillus nomiae NRRL 13137 is the source of this 1095-nucleotide messenger RNA. Its product is annotated as putative C2H2 finger domain protein. The annotation marks the transcript as partial. The transcript is spliced from 2 exons. NCBI's taxonomy places the organism in Eukaryota, Fungi, Ascomycota, Eurotiomycetes, Eurotiales, Aspergillaceae. The record is from RefSeq and is a predicted model, not a curated record.
AUGUCAAACGAUGGAUAUGACUGGCUUUUAAAUAAUCCACGACCAGAUUUAUAUCACAUUGACCACAGAUAUGAACCUGCGUCUGGACUGGCACAAAGAGACCCGGCUCCAUAUGUCGGUGUGCCGCCAGCAUUACAAGCUUCUAUAGCAAAUACUUCCGCCUACCUUCACUCCCCGUUUCCUCCAACCAACCAGGACUAUAUGAGAACAGAUGUUCCCUAUGCAAAUCCCACUGCUCAGUAUCAGCCUGCCGUUUCCAUGCCAGGUUAUUACCAGGGACAGCCGCCUUACUCUACACCGUUAACCGCUCCAGUGACCUCCCAAGGACAGGUUUCUCACCUGCCCCUCACAGAUUCCACCAUUCCAUGGAAAUCAUACACACCCAGAGAGUCAAAUGAUGGCCAUGAUACGAAAAGGCGCCGUACAGACACUUCUACGCCAUCAAACCAACCCAGCGUGAUAUCUACAGUCACUCCCGCCACGUCGAAGCCGGCCUCAAAAGAAAAUAUCUCGUCCUUCUCCUUCAGCCCCCGUGAUACUACAGACAGAUCAUUCCUCAAGAACCGCAUGGAUAUCGUCAAACCCCUUAGCAAGGUAGAUGCUGCUGUAAAACUCAGUUAUGACCCGCGGACGAUCGCCAGAGAUGUGUUAAUCGCAUCCGGGCGACAUCCAACGGAACCGGCAUUAAACCAUCACCUCGUUCGCUUGCGCGAUGUUUUCCUCCAUGUCGAUAACUCAUCCGACUUGGAAACUUUCCGCUGGGAUAUGGUCGAUAUGCAGCGUGUAAAUAAAUCACGUGACUCACCACUGGCGCCGAUGCAAGGUUCCGCUCCGCCAAAGGAACCACCGAAUUCAAGCACAAUCUCCAGUGCCGACGAAACCCCAGGCUUUGCCCAAACCCGUAGUACAGGUACCGACAAGAAGUCCAAGUAUUCAGUCGGGGAAGAUGGCUGGGAGGAGACCUGGGAGGCCGCCGGGACGUCCUCCAGGACGGCCUCCAGGACGGCCCCCAGGGACCUCAAAAAUCCAGAUGGUGGCUCCGUCCGCUCCCGCUACCCCGGUUCCUUAUCAGGUUUAUUCCUGCGAAUGGGACAC